Messenger RNA from Anguilla anguilla (European eel), 3094 nucleotides. It is a transcript of the gene ndst1a, whose product is annotated as N-deacetylase/N-sulfotransferase (heparan glucosaminyl) 1a. Gene Ontology annotation, molecular function: deacetylase activity; heparan sulfate N-sulfotransferase activity. Bases 4 to 2661 code for a protein of 885 amino acids. Gene Ontology annotation, cellular component: Golgi apparatus. The transcript has 14 exons. NCBI's taxonomy places the organism in Eukaryota, Metazoa, Chordata, Actinopteri, Anguilliformes, Anguillidae. The record is from RefSeq and is a predicted model, not a curated record.
ACUAUGCUCUGCUGCGGACGCCUGCGGCGGCCUUUCCGCCAGCUCACCCUCCAGACCAGCCUGCUCCUCCUCUUCCUCUUCUGCAUGGUCAGCGUCUUCGUCUCCGCCUACUUCCUGUACGGCGUCCGGCGGGAGCUGGAGCCGGCGGGGGGGGUCGGCGGCGGGGGGGCGGAGGGCCUCUCGGCGGACUGCGACGACCCCCGGGCCACGCCCCCGCGCCUGUUCCCGCUGAAGACGCUGCGGCCCGCGGACUCGUCCCGCACGGACCCCGUGGUGCUGGUGUUCGUGGAGAGCCUCUACUCGCAGCUGGGCCAGGAGAUCGUGGCGGUCCUGGAGUCCAGCCGCUUCCGCUACCGCACUGAGAUCUCGCCGGGCAAGGGCGACAUGCCCACGCUCACCGACAAGGACCGCGGCCGCUUCGCGCUGGUCGUCUACGAGAACAUCCUCAAGUACGUCAACCUGGACGCCUGGAACCGCGAGCUGCUGGACAAGUACUGUGUGGAGUACGGCGUGGGCAUCAUGGGCUUCUUCAAGGCCAAUGAGAACAGCCUCCUGAGUGCCCAGCUGAAGGGCUUCCCCCUCUUCCUCCACUCCAACCUGGGCCUGAAGGACUGCAGCGUCAACCCCAAGUCGCCGCUCCUCUUCAUCACCAAGGCCCGGGCGGUGGAGCGGGGCCCGUUGCCGGGCGACGACUGGACCGUGUUCCAGUCCAACCACUCCACCUACGAGCCGGUGCUGCUGGCCAAGACCAAGUCGGCGGAGAGCGUGCCGCAGCUGGGCGCGGGCGGGGCGGCGCUGCACACGUCCGUGGUGCAGGACCUGGGCCUCCACGACGGCAUCCAGCGCGUGCUCUUCGGCAACAACCUCAACUUCUGGCUGCACAAGCUGGUCUUCGUGGACGCUGUCUCCUUCCUGACGGGCAAGCGCCUCUCGCUCUCGCUCGACCGCUACCUGCUGGUGGACAUCGACGACAUCUUCGUGGGCAAGGAGGGCACGCGCAUGAAGGUGCCCGACGUCAAGGCGCUGCUAGAGACGCAAAAUCACCUCAGAACCUACGUCCCCAACUUUACCUUCAACCUGGGCUUUUCCGGAAAGUUCUUCCACGCGGGUACAGAUGAGGAGGACCUGGGGGACGACCUCCUGCUCUCCUAUGUGAAGGAGUUCUGGUGGUUCCCCCACAUGUGGAGCCACAUGCAGCCUCACCUCUUCCACAACCAGACGGUGCUGGCCGAUCAGAUGCUCCUCAACCGCCGUUUCGCCGCGGAACACGGGAUCCCCACCAACAUGGGGUACGCUGUGGCACCCCACCAUUCUGGGGUGUACCCGGUGCACGUGCAGCUGUACGAUGCCUGGAAGAAGGUUUGGGGGAUCAAGGUGACCAGCACAGAGGAGUACCCCCACCUCAAGCCCGCCCGAUUCCGCCGGGGUUUCAUCCACAGUGGAAUCAGCGUCUUGCCCAGGCAGACGUGUGGACUCUUCACUCACACCAUCUUCUAUAAGGAGUACCCCGGAGGCCCGAAGGAGCUGGACAAACUAAUAAACGGAGGAGAACUCUUCCUCACGGUCCUCCUAAACCCUAUCAGCGUGUUCAUGACGCACCUGUCCAACUACGGGAACGACCGGCUGGGCCUGCUCACCUUCCGCAACCUGGUGCGCUUCCUGCAGUCCUGGACCAACCUGAGGCUGCAGACCCUCCCCCCAGCUCAGCUGGCCCAGCGCUACUUCCAGAUCUUUCCGGAGGAGAGAGACCCGCUCUGGCAGGACCCCUGCGAGGACAAAAGGCACAAGGACAUCUGGUCAAAGGAGAAAACGUGCGACCGGUUCCCCAAGCUCCUCAUCAUCGGACCUCAGAAGACAGGUACCACAGCCCUCUACCUCUUUUUGGGGAUGCACCCAGACCUGACCAGUAACUACCCGAGCAAAGAAACCUUUGAGGAGAUCCAGUUCUUUAACGGCCACAACUACCACAAGGGCAUCGACUGGUACAUGGAGUACUUCCCUCUACCCUCCAACACUAGCUCGGACUUCUACUUCGAGAAAAGCGCCAACUACUUUGACUCGGAGGUGGCGGCGCGACGGGCCGCGGCACUUCUGCCCAAAGCCAAAAUCAUCACCAUCCUGAUCAAUCCCGCCGACCGGGCUUACUCCUGGUACCAGCACCAGCGUGCCCAUGACGACCCCGUGGCGCUGAAGUACACCUUCCACGAGGUGAUCACCGCCCCCCACGACGCCCCCGUCAAGCUGCGGGUCCUGCAGAACCGCUGCCUCGUCCCGGGCUGGUACGCCACGCACCUGGAGCACUGGCUCAGCCACUACCUCCCCAGUCAGCUUCUCGUUCUGGACGGGCAGAUGCUCAGGACCGAACCGGCUGCAGUCAUGGACAAGAUCCAGAAGUUUCUGGGCCUGGCGAACACCGUGAACUAUCACAAGAUCUUGGCGUUCGAUCCCAAGAAAGGCUUCUGGUGCCAGCUUCUGGAAGGUGGGAAAACCAAGUGUCUGGGAAAGAGCAAGGGCAGGAAGUAUCCGGAGAUGGACUCGGAUUCGCGCGCGUUCCUGAGGGAACACUACGGGGAUCAUAACGUGGAGCUCUCCAAGCUGCUGUACCGAAUGGCCCAACCGCUGCCUGGCUGGCUGAGAGAAGAGCUGGUCAACUCCAGGUAGCAGGACCCCCCCAGGGGGGGAGAGGCGAAUUCAGCCCCCCGUCACCCCCCGUCCGGGGUGGGACACUCCCCUCUGCCAGCCGCUGCCGCUGCCGCGUCCAACCAGGACCGGAGAGAGAGGGGCGGGGGGCAGAGUGGGCGGGGCCUGUGCCAAUAUAGACCUCAGUAUUGGACCUCACCAGGACCUCUGGCUGGGCUUGGUUUCCAGGAUAACCAUACAGGGAAGAGGAGAAGAGAUGGGGCUGGGGGCACCACGUACCCCACCCCGACAGCCCCCCAUGGGGUGGGGCUGGGGGCACCACAUACCCCACCCCGACAGCCCCCCAUGGGGCGUAACUGGGCCCAGUUUGACUGGGGUACAGACAGUGCACAAGAGGGCAAAAUACCCAUUAUGCCCCUCCGUGCACACACUUACACACACACACACACAAACA